AUGUCAUGUGUGGAGAGCAGUCAGUGCUGCUGGCUGGAAUGCUGGAGCGGAGUCCUCAGCGCUCAGUGCUCCAGGGCAGCAACUCUAUCACCAACUACUUCACGAGCAUCUCGCAUUGUCCCAACGUGUCGUCUCCAUGGGAACCCAAUUGUUGGCGAGCAGAACCCGCCUGAUAUUGCCAUGCUGCUGCAUGUCUUGCUCGCCCACGACCUAUUCGGCCCCAUAUAUCCAUGCAUCACAGGUUCCAAUUUGUUAACACGCGCCGUCGACGCGACGUCAACAUCAACACCAACACCAUCACAGGAAUCUCCCCGCCAAAGCGUUCCUGACGUAAAACGCUCAACGCGUGCCCCUGAGCACAAGCAAGGAACUCCACGUCGCGAAAAAGGUUCAGCGACACAGAGAAACGAUGUCGCUCAACUGUCACCGUGUCUCAGCCGAAGCAUGGCGGUGGCUAUGAUGCGCGCCGAGAAGAUCACUCCAGCAGGCAUCUUGCUGCAUCGCAAACACGCCGUUACCUAA
Molecule: messenger RNA, 522 nt
Organism: Parastagonospora nodorum SN15
Lineage: Eukaryota; Fungi; Ascomycota; Dothideomycetes; Pleosporales; Phaeosphaeriaceae
Exons: 3
Coding region: 1-522 (173 amino acids)
Source: RefSeq, a predicted model, not a curated record